Pochonia chlamydosporia 170 is the source of this 3243-nucleotide messenger RNA. Its product is annotated as kinesin light chain. Gene Ontology annotation, molecular function: protein binding; catalytic activity. The record is from RefSeq and is a predicted model, not a curated record. Lineage: Eukaryota; Fungi; Ascomycota; Sordariomycetes; Hypocreales; Clavicipitaceae. Gene Ontology annotation, biological process: nucleoside metabolic process. Bases 1 to 3243 code for a protein of 1080 amino acids. The transcript is spliced from 2 exons.
AUGGAGACGCAGCUGAAGGAAGAUAGUUCAGACAACUUAAAGGAUCACACAGGUACAGCUCGUCUCCACGAUCGCUAUGGAAACGAGUUUAAGCAACUCAGCUGCAAUGACUACCACAUUGCGUGGGUGUGCCCUGUGGCGGACAUCGAAUUACUGCCCGCUCGGUUGAUGUUGGAUGAGGAGUAUCCCACACCGCCAUACAAUACAUACUACGACGAGAACACUUAUAUCUGCGGCACGAUCAAUGGCCAUGCCGUCGUCGUUGCCGCUUGUCCCCAGGGAGAGACGGGCAACGUCAAUGCGGGACGCUUGACGGGAUCCAUGUUUAAGACCUUUCCCAACAUCAGAAUGGCAGUCCUUGUUGGGAUUGGAGGUGGGAUUCCCCGUCCACACGUCUCUGGGAAUCCUCUCGACGACAUUCACCUUGGAGACGUGGUCGUCGGAUGGCCUGGUGACGGAAAGCCUGCUUGUAUCUAUCAUGACAGGGGCAAGUCGAAAAUCAACGGGCAGUUCGAGGUGGUAGGGACCAUGCAGAACCCAGACUGGAGACUCACGAACGCUCUGAGCAUUCUCGUGUCAGACCAUAAGUUGCGCCGCACCAGAUUCCAUGAUCAACUUGCACGAUUGCGAGAUUUCGACGAAUUCACCCAACCCGGCUUUGACCAAGAUAGGCUUUUCAAGGCUGCGUAUUGCCACGUCGGAAAAUACGGAUCUAACUGCGCGGCAUGCGAUCAAAACGAGCUCGUCCAGCGUCCCCAACGAACUACAAAUGACAAAAAUAAGUUCGUCUUUCAUCUAGGGAGAAUCGCUACCGGCAAUGCAGUCGUCCAGAAUGGCGAAGAGAGAGAUAGGAUAAGCGCGAAAUGUGAUGGGGCGCUUUGUGUUGAGAUGGAAGCGGCGGGGGUCGAUGUCAACAGAAGAUGUUUAGUCAUUCGUGGCAUCUCAGACUAUGCAGAUUCUCAUAAGAACGACGUUUGGAGGUCCCAUGCGGCUGGAAAUGCGGCCGUGUUCACCAGAGAGCUGCUCAGCAGGAUUCAACCUGGUACAGUUGAAACAAUGGAAAUCGAAGUCGCCCUCUCAACUGACUCCCAGCGACUUGCGAUAUAUGGCCUUGGCGGCUGUGGAAAGUCGGCUCUUGCACUCGAGUCGGUUUAUCGUGCGAGAGAGCAGCUGCCAGCCCGCGCCAUCUUCUGGGUACCAGUGGUUAGCCGAGAAACCUUUGAGCAGGCAUACCGAGAGAUAGGGACGCUCUUGCGUAUACCGGGAAUUGCGGAUGGCAAGGUUGAUGUGAAACGACUCGUCAGGGAAAAAUUGAGUGACGAAAGGUUUGGAGGAUGGUUAAUGAUCGUUGACAACGCCGACGAUGUUACCAUCCUUUUCGACUCGCGUGAAGUGAACACCGCUGCGGAUCCGUUGAUUGACUACCUCCCGCACAGUCGAAAAGGCUCCAUCGUCUUUACCACCCGUACUCGAGCAGCUGCAAUCGAUCUGGCUGGGAAUAACGUUAUAGAGCUGGGUGAGUUGAGCGAAGUAGAAGCUAAGGAAUUAUUGAGGACGCGCCUACUCCCAAAGCAUCAGCACCAGCUCGAGGAUGAAAAGGUCGUUGACUUGUUUCUCAAAAUGCUCGCCUUCCUGGCCCUAGCUAUCGUUCAGGCAGCUGCGUUUAUCAACAAAGCCAACAGCACCCUCUCAGACUAUACGUCCAUUUACAGGGACAGAGAGAAAGAUGCCAUUGAUCUGCUGAGUAAAGAGUUUCACGACCAGGGCAGACACCAAAAUACGAAGAAUCCAGUAGCAACAACAUGGUAUAUAUCAUUCGGGCAUAUCCAAAGUCAAAAUGCGCUUGCUGCAGAGUAUUUAUACUUUAUGGCAUGCACAACUGGCGAGAAUAUUCCUGCUUCGCUGCUGUUGCCUGGGGGUAGUGAAUUGGAGGCUGUAGAGGCGAUUGGAAUGUUAGAUGCGUAUGCCUUUGUUACCGAACGUCGAGAAAAGCAGGCGGGAGGAGAGCAGCAGUAUCAAGAAAGAACGUUUGAUAUGCAUCGACUUGUGCGUCUAGCAACUCGAAAUUGGUUGAGAGAGCAUAGUCUGUGGAACAUGAGGGCGGAGAAAGUAUUGGCGCGCCUGGUAAAUGUUGUCCCUUACGGCAAUCACAUCAAAAGAGAGAUUUGGACAGCAUAUCUGCCCCAUGCUAUACAUGUUGCAGGUCUACCUGAAAUUUACAAUGCCAAUGCUAGGAUGUUGCUGCUGAGUCGAGUAGAGUAUUGUGAGCGAGCACUAGGACAUUACAAAGCUGCGGAACAUACUCUGCGACAGCUUCUUCCACAACUAGUCGAGGUGUUAGGAAAGGAGCACCCGAACACGCUGACAAGCAUGGACCACCUGGCACAGGCCCUCAGCAACCAGGGAAAGUACGUGGAGGCAGAGAAGAUACAUCGAGAGACGCUAGUACUAAGCGUGAAGGUGUGGGGAAAGGAGCAUCCAGAUACGUUAGUAAGCAUGAACAAUCUGGCCCUUGCUCUAGGUAACCAGGGAAAGUACGUGGAGGCAGAGAAGAUGCAUCGAGAGACGCUAGUACUAAGCGUGAAGGUGUUAGGAAAGGAGCAUCCAGACACGCUGACCCUCAUGAAUAAUCUGGCACAGGCACUGAGCAACCAGGGAAAGUACGUGGAGGCAGAGAAGAUGUAUCGAGAGACGCUGGCACUCAGAGUGACGGUGUCAGGAAAGGAGCAUCCAGCUACACUCACAAUCAUGAAUAAUCUGGCACAGGCACUAAGCGAUCAGGGAAAGUACAUGGAGGCAGAGAAGAUGUAUCGAGAGAUGCUGGUACUUAGAGUGAAGGUGUCAGGAAAGGAGCACCUAGAUACGCUGAGGUGCAUGAACAAUCUGGCCCUUGCUCUAGGCAACCAGGGAAAGCACGUGGAGGCAGAGAAGAUGCAUCGAGAGACGCUGGUGCUGAUCGUGAAGGUGUCGGGAAAGGAGCAUCUAGCUACGCUGGCGAUCAUGAAUAAUCUGGCACAGGCACUAAGCGAUCAGGGAAAGUAUGUGGAGGCAGAGAAGAUGCAUCGAGAGACGCUGGCACUCAGAGUGACGGUGUUAGGAAAGGAGCACCCAGAUACGUUAGUGAGCAUGAACAAUCUGGCACAGGCACUAAGCAGGCAGGGAAAGUACGUGGAGGCAGAGAAGAUGCAUCGAGAGAGGGUGGCACUGAGAGUGAAGGUGUUGGGAAAGGAGCAUCGUGUAUAA